AUGCUGGCUGUGCACCAGACAGUCUUCGAGUUUGCAGGCCGCCCUCCCUUUGAACGUUCACCCACCAGACUUUAUACUCAGAAUGGAGCGCUCACCCUGGAUUCCAGCUGCUGGAGCCACCAGGUUGCUUUCGCCAUCGCUCAUGUGGGUGCUUCCAGCAGGUAGGGCAGCCUCGGGGGCAGUGGGUCUCAGGGGCAGCAGGUCAGCCUUGUGUCCUCCAGUGAGUCCAGCCUCCACAGGAGGGCAUGGCUGAACCUGCAGCAGGUCUACUCCAGAGUAAAUGAAAUUCAGAACCGUGGUCAGCAGCUCAUUCAGUCCGCGACCAAACUGUCCAUGCAGCCAGUGAGAGAGAUGUGCACGGUGCCGCCUGGUGGUGAUGAGGAAAAGGCCUUUUCUUCCCCCAAGACACUGAAAAACAAAGAUGUCGAUACUGAGUCCUAUGAGGAUGUGCGGGGAGCACAGCACAGCCCAUCCUAUCAGGAGAUGAAUGUAUUGAUAGCAUCAUCGGGAGUGGCUACCAGCAAAGAGGCGGGGAAUGCCUCGCUGCGGGGCCAGGCGGGAACGUGCGGCCUGCUUGAGCCGUUGCAGAUACUGAGGAGCUGCAGCGUCCCUGCUCUGAAGAGGAAGUGUGUGUCCCAGGUAAACACGGUGUCGUCCUCUGAGGGAGACACGGCCGCUGGCAGCCGAGUCCUGCAAGUAACCCUCACCUGCGUUUUCCGUAAUCACAACGUCCGGGCCAGAUACUACCUCCUCGUGGCCUCUGUUUCUCAGAUGCCAGACAUACUGAAAUUGGAAACACCAACCAGAGGGCACUCCACAGCCGAAGGCAGAGCUGCGCAGACCCUGUGCAUGGCAGCGCUGAGCCUGUCACAGCAAGGCCUCUGCUCCUGCUCCACCCAGAAAUGGAAACGUGGCAGGCUCACGAAGGCUGCCCUGCCCGCCCACACACAGAAGGAAGAGCAGGAAUGUGAUGGAUUCCUGGAAAAGAUCCUGUUGGGUUCAGUAGUGGUAUUGAAACAGGACUAGAUAAAACUAGAUCACAUGAGGCAGCAACAGCCCCUGUGUUCUCGUGGGCAGAAGGAAGAGCUCGCCCAGGUGCAUUCCUGGAUUCAGAACCCCAUGUCCAUCAGGAACUAG
Messenger RNA from Lepus europaeus (European hare), 1137 nucleotides. It is a transcript of the gene PER3, whose product is annotated as period circadian regulator 3. The record is from RefSeq and is a predicted model, not a curated record. Gene Ontology annotation, molecular function: transcription cis-regulatory region binding; transcription corepressor binding. NCBI's taxonomy places the organism in Eukaryota, Metazoa, Chordata, Mammalia, Lagomorpha, Leporidae. Gene Ontology annotation, cellular component: cytoplasm; nucleus. Gene Ontology annotation, biological process: negative regulation of transcription by RNA polymerase II; entrainment of circadian clock by photoperiod; circadian regulation of gene expression.